CUGCCAGGCCAUUGUGACUUCCCAUUACUGAACCUUUCCUCUGACUUGAAUAUGGCUCUUGCCAGUUUAAUAUUGCUUCUUUCUGGCUUGAUUUGCUUUGUCCUCACAGAGGAUCUUCCCGCACACCGAAAGUUUGAAUAUAAAUACAGUUUCAAAGGUCCCCAUAUCACCCUUCCUGAUGGAACUUUACCCUUCUGGGAAAAACUUGGAGAUGCAAUUCCUGGUCCAGAUGAAAUUCGCCUUGUUCCAUCGCUAAAGAAUCACAAGGGAUCUGUAUGGACCAGAAGCGGUUUUUCUCUUCCCCACUGGGAAGUGGAGAUGUCCAUUAGGAUCUCAGGACACGGGGUCAAAGGAGCAGAAGGAAUGGCUCUGUGGUAUACCAGGAAUCCAGGAGACUUGGGUCCAGUGUAUGGCUCGAAUGAUCUCUGGGAUGGACUAGGGAUUAUUUUUGACACGUUUGAUCAUGAUUUUAUGGGAAAUAACCCAGCAAUAGUUAUUGUGGGGAACAACGGAAAACUUCAGUAUGAUCAUUUACGUGAUGGCUCGAGUCAAGCUUUAGCAACUUGCGUUGAACAAUUUCGAAACUCAAUACGCCCAUUUAAAAUAAAGAUAACCUACUACAAAAAAACAUUGCAGGUCUCUGUGUACACUGGGAUGUCUCCAAAAAACAGCGCAUAUAAGGUUUGUGCAGUCGUUCCCAACAUGGUGCUCCCAUCCACUGGAUAUUUUGGAGUCUCUGCCGCUACAUCAGCACUCGCUGAUGACCAUGAUAUCAUGUCCUUCAUGACGUAUAGUCUAAGUACCUCGUGGGAAGAGUCUCCAGGAUCGCAGAUCCCAGCUGAAGAAAGGGAAAGGUUUGAGAAAGAGUUUGAAGAGUUUCAGAAAGAGCUAGAAAAGAAUAAGGACGAAUUCCAUAAGAGUCAUCCUAUACCAGACGAGAAUGCAUUUGAAUCAGACAGUCAGCGGGAGUUAGAGAUGGUCCUUUACGGGCAGGUCCGACUGCUGGAGGAGCUGAGAGUGCUGAAGCUGAGACUGAACAUGACCCUUGAGGAGCAGUUUAGACACAGAAGCAUUUUAAUAAGCAUGAAAGCCAAUGAGACGACUACUGUGAACACGGAACACGUGCACAGUACCCUGGAUACAGUGAUGAAUGGGAUGCCAGAUCUUCUCACCAUGACAAAAGACCUAAAAAGUGAAGUUCGCAAGAUUGCUACCAAGGCCAAUAAUCUGCCUUCAUCGAAGGAAGCGGCAAGUUCUUCCCCUAAUCCAACCUCUGCCAAGGACGUUAAGGAGGACUUCAUUAAAAUAAAGAGAAGCCUGCAGGACCUGGUCAAAAAUUCGGAAUUGGCUCCACGAUGUCCUUCAAGCACAGCUCAAACCUCCUGUUUGUCAAGUAGUGUUUUCCUGGCAUUUCUGCUUUUGCAAAGCAUUUGUACUGUGGCUUAUAUAUUAUUCAGAACCCAAAGGAAUUCCGGCUCCAAGAAAUUAUACUGAUGACUGAAGACGUUAAUGCGGACUACAUGGGAAUAUCCUGGAAGAAUUUCGUUUUUUUAUUUGGAAAAUAGCGUUUCAGAAACCUAAACGUCAACAGCCAUUGAAAUUAUGUUAAGAGCAAUUUGAAAUUGAAAUAAAGUGUUAAUAGGGUAGGAUA
Molecule: messenger RNA, 1651 nt
Organism: Rana temporaria (common frog)
Lineage: Eukaryota; Metazoa; Chordata; Amphibia; Anura; Ranidae
Gene: LMAN1L
Product: lectin, mannose binding 1 like
Exons: 13
Coding region: 52-1494 (480 amino acids)
Biological process (GO): Golgi organization; endoplasmic reticulum organization; endoplasmic reticulum to Golgi vesicle-mediated transport
Cellular component (GO): COPII-coated ER to Golgi transport vesicle; endoplasmic reticulum-Golgi intermediate compartment; Golgi membrane
Molecular function (GO): D-mannose binding
Source: RefSeq, a predicted model, not a curated record